Eruca vesicaria subsp. sativa (arugula) is the source of this 963-nucleotide messenger RNA. The record is from the annotation of a GenBank genome assembly. Lineage: Eukaryota; Viridiplantae; Streptophyta; Magnoliopsida; Brassicales; Brassicaceae.
AUGUCGAAGAACACAAUGAUUAGAGAAGAAAACAAUAUUGUUGUUAACGACUCUUCUCCACUAGAGUUCGUCUCUUUUCUUGGCCGAGGUGGUUUCGGUUCCGUAUCUCUAAUGAGAGAUUCCAAACACCGUCUCUACGCAGAGAAAUCAUCUCCAAUGGAUCUCAUCAAAAGUCUCGAGAAAGAGCAUAGGAUCAUGCUUCGUUUCCGCAACCAUCCACGUAUCAUCCAAACCACGAGCCCUAAUCUUCACGUUGGAAUCAAUCUCGACCGUUGCUACAUCAACAUGGAGUUUGCUUCCAAAGGUUCUCUCCAGAACGUCAUCUCUCACUUCCGUGGUAGACCAAUGCCGGAGAUCAUGGUGGGACGUGCCGCUCUUAUGAUCUUACAAGGACUCGAGGCUCUUCACUCUCGAGGAUACGUUCACUGUGAUCUCAAACCUGCCAACGUUCUUCUUUUCCCUUCAGAGACUUUCGGAGAGCCGUGGGAUUUAAAACUUGCUGAUUUCGGUUUAUCCAAGGAACCGGGUGUGGAUUCUAGGUCGGGUUUGUGUGGUGGUACGCCGCAGUACAUGCCUCCUGAGUCUUUGGGACCUAAUGGAGUGAAGAUGGUGGGACCUGCCGUUGAUGUGUGGUCUCUAGGGUGUGUUGUGCUUCAGAUGUUUGGUGGAUGUCCGAAGAAGGUGGGAGAUUUUUACGCGUGGAGGGUUCCAAUACUUGUGUCUCCGGUGGCUAAUGACUUCUUGAGAAAGUGCAUGGAGGUGCAGCCCUCGCGCAGAGCUACCGUUGAAGAUCUGAUGAAACAUACUUUUGUUGCGCCGCUAAGAGUCAUGAGGAUUCCACCACGGCCAGAUCAGAUGCUUCAGUACUGUCCUCCAGCGGUCGUCGUACAGUAUGCUAGAAGACAAGGAGGACCAAUGAUGAUGAAGAUGGCUCCACCAAGACCUAGAGAUUUGAUCUGUUGA